AUGCCUCCAGACUUUGACACCAACAUGAAGUUUAAGUUCUCGAUCCUGGCGCUUCUUCUGGAAGUGAUUGUCAUCAUUUUGUUUGGGAUAUUUGUGGAUUAUGGCUCAGAUCAUUCUAGAGCGUUAUACCCACACUUUCAGGAUGUCCAUGUGAUGAUAUUUGUUGGAUUUGGCUUCCUGAUGACCUUUCUGAAGAAAUAUGGAUUCAGCAGUGUUGGUUUCAACAUGCUUAUUGCCGCCUUCGGUCUCCAGUGGGGAAUCCUGAUGCAAGGAUUUUGGCAUAUGGAAAGUGGGAAAAUUUCUGUUAACAUUGAAAGCAUGAUAAAUGCAGACUUCAGUACAGCAACUGCUUUGAUUUCGUUUGGAGCACUCCUGGGGAAAACAAGUCCCAUUCAGAUGCUGAUCCUGACUCUCCUGGAGAUCACCAUGUUUGCAUGCAAUGAACACCUAGUUACCAAAGUAUUCAAGGCCACAGAUGUUGGAGCUUCCAUGACUAUCCAUGCUUUUGGAGCUUAUUUUGGUUUGGCUGCAGCUUUCGUCUUGUAUCGUCCUGGUCUGACAAACAAACAUGACAAUGAUGAAUCCACCUAUCACUCGGACAUGUUUGCCAUGAUUGGUACCCUGUUCCUUUGGCUUUUUUGGCCCAGUUUUAACUCUGCCAUUGCAGAAGCCCAGGUUACAGCCAUUAUCAACACGUACUACUCCUUGGCUGCCUGUACCAUCGUAACAUUCGCCCUGUCCAGCUUGGUGGAUAAAAGAGGCAAAUUCAGUAUGGUUCUCAUUCAAAAUGCCACCCUGGCAGGAGGAGUAGCAGUGGGUACCUGUGCUGACCUGGAAAUCCACCCUUUCUCUGCCAUGUUCAUUGGGGUCAUUGCUGGAAUUGUCUCUGUCCUUGGGUUCCAGUUCCUGACUCCUGUGAUGGCAUCCAAGUUGAGAAUUCAAGACACUUGUGGAGUUCAUAACUUACAUGGUUUACCUGGAAUUCUGGGGGGUAUUGCUGGCAUCGUAGUGACUGCGAUAAAAACAGAAAUUAGGAAUGGUCACGAGCUGACUCCUGCCAUGCAGGCUGCUGCCCUGGGAAGUACACUUGCAAUUGCAAUUGUGGGAGGAGCACUCACAGGUGCUAUUCUAAAGAUCCCUUUCUUGGGACAAGUAUCUGACCAGAACUGCUUUGAUGACUCUGCUUAUUGGGAGGUUCCAGAGGAGGAGACAGUGCCUGAAAUUCACUCCAGCCACCGUGAUGAGCACAGCAGAUUUGAAGCUGCCAUGUAGAAAAAUUAUUAAUCUGCAGUAUUUGUCCUAAUGAUGCUCUUUUCCGUUUCCAAUGCUAAGAAACAACAUCCAAGUAUUGUCCCAACCACACCAGGUUUUCAAGAAAAGGCUGAAGAUGUGUAUAUUUUUGUAAAAGAAAACAAGUUUUAUUUUAGAUUACUUAGUCAUUAUGCCAAGCUCAGGCGAAUAAAUUAGGUCUUUCUAAUAUAUUUGUUCAUCAGAAAAAGGCACCACAAAUUGCUCUUUAAAAUUAUCUAUAUAUUAUCUUUUGUUGUCACUGACAACAAUAUAGCUGUUGUAAUAAAUUUUGAGUUUCAAGAUUAUUACAGGACAAUAUAUUUGAUUGAGAGAUUUCUGAGUUACAUACUUCAACUGUAUAGGGGUAAUAAAAAAGAAAUUAAUUGAUAUUUUUUAUAUGGAUUUGAAAAAACUUUUCACCAGAGUACCCCAGCUUAAAUUUUUGAGAGAGUGUGUUGUCCUGUUUUCUGAUGGAGGACAAAACAUGCUGUAUUUUGAAGCUUGAUUAUGACAGGAAGCAAAAUGUUGAAAUAAUUCUUAUGGCAAAGAACAGAAUACAGUGAUUGAUAAGGUAAUAUGAGUAUCAAGAUUCAUUGUUAAUAUGUUUUUUGAAAGGGAAAAGAAAGUGAAAUUGUAAAAAAAUCAUUAUUGUCAUAGAUCUAUUUAUUUAUUGUCAUAGAUUUAGUUAGUUUCAAGGACAUAAUAAGGGAACUGAGUAGGAGCUAUGAAAACCAAGUGAUUGCAUAAUAGGUUUUAUUCUAUUCAACAGUAAUAAGUGGAUUGUAGCAAUGUUAAUUGUGGUAUUCACAUGCCCUCUGAACAGAGAGAAGCUGUGAGACAAGCAGAGAAAAAGGAAAACACAAUUCUUAUCUCACUUGCUGUGCCUGUUUUGUGCUAAAGUAGAAUGCAAUGUGGAGAUUGUUUACCCAAAGUGAGGAUGUUUUGUUCCCUGGGCCUAUCAGGGCCAAGAAAUGUGUGUGUGUGUCAGACUGUAAUGGGAGAGAGAAUCAGAGAUGAGUGCAGUGUGAGCAGUUGUGAGCAAGAGUGAGUGCAUGGCAGAUCCAGUUUAGAUAAAAUGUACAUAGUAUAGUAUAAUAAAGCAAUUCCUUAGCCCUCUGAUGAUGGAGUCAGAGGCAUCAUUCUCUCACCCCCUCAUUGGAGUCACCUUUGAUUUACAAUAGUUAAUGGCAAGAAAUAUAGCCUGGACUAAUGCCAGCUCCAGAAAAACAUGAAUUGUUUGGAACUGAUUGGAAAGAAAUUAUGUUCAACCUGCAGAAGACUCGGCAGAGAGCUUUCAUGGGGCGAGUCACUGACUCUGAAAUCACUUUCUUCUAAAAGAAGUGAAAGCAAAAAGAAGAAAACUCAAGCUAAAUUGAGGGAAAUUAACUUCAUCAGAGAAGUGAUGACAGUGGCUGCUCAGUCCGGAGACAAAAAUUGAGGCAGCUGAAGGAAUUCCAUGAAGUGCCUUCCUGCACAGGAUAAUCCAUUGAGAGACAAUGGAUGGGAAGUGGAACUCAAGCAGCAGGAACACAGUGCCGCAAUCCAUCAUUCAUGGAAAGUUACUGCUGAUGUCUGAAUAACAAGCCAAAGAGGGUGAACUUUCAACCUUUUUUUUUAAUACUAGGAUCUUAUUUCAAGUCUUACUUAUCAAACUUAGGGGAAAACUCCUCUCAUAUAAAAUAGCACAUACAUUUUAAUUUCUGCUGAUGUAUUUUUCCUUGAAAAUCUUUAGAAAGAUAUA
Melozone crissalis (California towhee) is the source of this 3031-nucleotide messenger RNA. It is a transcript of the gene RHAG, whose product is annotated as Rh associated glycoprotein. The coding region runs from base 1 to 1272 and encodes 423 amino acids. The record is from RefSeq and is a predicted model, not a curated record. Lineage: Eukaryota; Metazoa; Chordata; Aves; Passeriformes; Passerellidae. Gene Ontology annotation, molecular function: ammonium channel activity. Gene Ontology annotation, biological process: ammonium homeostasis; ammonium transmembrane transport. The transcript has 10 exons. Gene Ontology annotation, cellular component: plasma membrane.